GCUCGGUCCGUCUAUAAAGAAGCGGCAACCGUUCGUCACAGUUACACCAAGUGUAGUGUUCUAUAACCUUACCCCGUCUCCUCCCUAGGGAUCAUUUUAGCAUUCUUUGAUUGCGCUAUGGCCUCACCUAUCUCACCUGUCGCUGAGUUAGUACCAGAGACCCUGUUAGAAAUCUUUAAACGACUCGCCGAGGAUGGUGAUGCAACGCUCGUCCCCUCCGUUCUGUGUUGCAGAAAAUGGCAACCUUUGGCCCUGUGUAUAUUAUAUGACGACGUUGUUCUGAACCAACAACGUCUUAUUAAGUUCGUGGAAAACUGCGCAGACCAUGAGAUCCGUUCUCUCACAUUGCAUACGGAUGCCAUUCCCAUCAACCCAUAUGAUCCAACUGAAGCCAGACAAACGGCCGAAGCUAGGCUGGAAGCUCUAAGACGACUUCGCCCACGGAUUACGAGGCUUAAGCCCAUAUCAAUAUCAAUCGUAGUUCAUGUUCCGUUUCCGUAUAUGGCCUCGAGCGAAAUCUCUUCUAUUAUAGACAGCUUGCCUGCCUCCUGUAUAAGCUUAGAAGUCGAUAUGAGAUACGGCAGCAACAUCCAAAACCUUACAGUAGAUUCGCAACCUCAUUCGCACAUGUGCGACGCCAUUCGUGCUAUUCUACCUCGGUUGCAGCACAUCCGCCUGCGCCUCCCACGAAUUUGUCCUGUUAUUUUCUCUGCCGAGUCGCCUAGUCAGAAUGCGCACCGUCAACCUAUCCGCGCUGCGGGGCUCAAAACGUGCCUCAUUAAUUUCUCCCAACGCCUGUUAUCAACGGGCCUAGAGAAGACACGAGAUUGGGUGUCAUCACUAGAUAUUUUAGAGACGUUAGCUGAGGGUAGCAGCUGGAUAGAGACCACUACCGGAGCCCGCCUACCGAUAGCCAUGCUACGGGAGAACCAGGAUACGCGUGAGGCACUGUCUUGA
Messenger RNA from Daldinia vernicosa, 957 nucleotides. RefSeq lists its product as uncharacterized. Lineage: Eukaryota; Fungi; Ascomycota; Sordariomycetes; Xylariales; Hypoxylaceae. The record is from RefSeq and is a predicted model, not a curated record. The transcript has a single exon. The coding region runs from base 118 to 957 and encodes 279 amino acids.